Messenger RNA from Miscanthus lutarioriparius, 942 nucleotides. Lineage: Eukaryota; Viridiplantae; Streptophyta; Magnoliopsida; Poales; Poaceae. The record is from the annotation of a GenBank genome assembly.
AUGGUAACGUCCUUCCAAAGUCGUGCACAACAAAAUGUUGAUCCAAGUGAGACUUUCAUAUUCUUCAACAAGCAGAUCAAAGGAAACAAGAGGGAGAUCAUACAGCUAGGUGGGCGUUAUUUCAACCUACCACAGAGGAAGCUAAUUGCUGUCAUUGACCACCUUGUUCUUUGGCGUUUAAUACCAGAAAGCAGGAAACCAAACAGUGUCAUCAUCAACUUCUUCGAUGAGGAUGAACAUUCGCAGCCCUACUUCAAGCCUCCCCAUCUGGACAACCCCAUUUGCACUCUUCUGCUGUCUGAAACUACGAUGGCAUUUGGCAGGUCACUUGUCACUGACAGCAACGGCAACUACAAGGGACCUCUCACACUCUCACUAAAGAAAGGGCUCAUGGUCAUGGAAUUGCGCUCCAAAAACCUGCAGGUCCCUAUUAGUGAUGCGUGGGAACAGUGCCGACAUGGCGCGCCAUGUGGUGUGCCCGUCGUCCAACCGGCGCGUGAGCAUCACGUUCGCAAAGGGUGGCCAUCCACGCCGGUGGACCUGAGCCCACUCCCGUCCCCCACCAAGGCCAUGACGCCCUGGCAGCCGCAGCCGGCCACGGCCUCCCAGGUGGCGGCGCCCGCGUGCAUAACGCAGAAGCCCCCGGUCAGCGGUGCCAUCAUCGGUUAUGCCCCGACCCCGCAGGCCGUGCUGGCGCCCGCGGCCUGGGGCAUGGCCAUGCGCGCGCCCGUCAUGAUGGUGGCCGCAGCGCCUGCGAGGCCCAUGGUGAUGGCCUCGUCGGGCACCGGCGGCGGCAACAUCAGCAAGCGGAUGGGCCGGAGCGGCACCGGCGUGUUCCUGCCGUGGACGGUCGGGCCGAAGCGGUACAACAAGCACCUUCCGCCGCUCAUCCAGAAGCGCCGGUUCUCGGCGAUGAUGUCGCCCAUCGAGGCACAGGGCUGA